AUGCGUUUCAUCGAGUGUCCUGCGCUGACGCGUCUGUGCGCUUUGCUGCACAACUUGGACGUCGGCGACCGAAUUGUGAGGGGGCGUUUGGAGUUGUUAACAACAGCAGAAGACACAGCUCAGGAGCAGAGUCUGUUGGCUAUCAUAGAGAAUGAACUGACUUCGUCGCCUCUCUUCGCUGCCUCUUCCCCGCCCCCAUUGUUGCUCUCACCGCUCAGUAGCAGCAGCAGCAACGGCGGCAGCAGCACGACCAGAAGCAGCGGCAAAUCGAGACAACGCCUCCAAGACCCAAGACAUACAAACGCUAAAGGACGCCAACUGCUUGUCAAUCUUAUCAGCACCCUCAACCAGUGCUUCCCAGACUAUGAAUUCAGCAGCACCCUGACGCCAGCGAUGUUUCGCGAGGAGCCGAGUCUGUCCAGUGUGCAGGCAGAUAUAAACCAGAAACUCCGAAGUGUUGAAAUGGUACUCCCGGGAUUCACUGUCCAACUGUGGAACGCCAUCGAGUCGGCGGUGUGUCUGAGCAGCUGUGCGGUGUACAGCCACGAGACAGGAGAAUCGGAGGACCCGACGCCUUUGAUUUCUUUGUUUGCUCCUGUGGGGGCAGCCCCAGCUGCUCCUGGUGUUUGUUUAUCUUCUUUCUUUUAUUUUUUCGUUGAUAGACAGAGAAACAGACUCCUCUUCUUCGGCAGUGGGAGCAGCUGCAAGCUCAGCAGCCCCAGUUGGCUGGGCGCUCUCGAAGGCGCGGAAGUCGAUGCAGCAGACGAUGCAGACGAAGUUCAUAUUGGGGAGGUGUACGGGGCUGAUGCCCCCGCACAAGUCGAGCCGGAAGCGGCAGAGGAGGCAGACAGCCUGUCAGACCUCGAGCUACCUUCUUCUGCUUGCGCAUAUGCCUGA
This is a messenger RNA of Eimeria acervulina, 897 nucleotides long. RefSeq lists its product as hypothetical. NCBI's taxonomy places the organism in Eukaryota, Apicomplexa, Conoidasida, Eucoccidiorida, Eimeriidae. The transcript has 4 exons. Gene Ontology annotation, molecular function: RNA polymerase III core binding. Gene Ontology annotation, biological process: negative regulation of transcription by RNA polymerase III. Bases 1 to 897 code for a protein of 298 amino acids. Gene Ontology annotation, cellular component: nucleus. The record is from RefSeq and is a predicted model, not a curated record.